UUAGCCUCUUUCUUGUUCAAAUCUCGUCCUCAAGCAGAGAGACCUGCUGCCAAGUCUCUCUUCCACCUUUUCCACUCACCUAUGACCUCAGUUCCGGAGGUGGACUGUUGAGAAGUGUGGAGGUGAACUACCAGAGACACCAGGGAGUACCAUGCUCAGUGCACGCGGUGGGAGGGCAGGACGUUCCCCUGUCUGUAGGAUGAGAAUCCUGAGGAGCUUUCAGGAGUCCAGAAGCCAGAGGGUAAUGGCUAUGGUGAGGUCCUCACUACAAAAAGUGAUGCUCUUUCUGCACAGAAUCCAAAGGGUUGCUUUCACAUCACAGAAAUAUCGAAAACUGCGUAAGGACCCACAAGCAGAGAUUGAUUCUCUCAGAGGGGGGACCAAGCACAGGGACCAAACACAGGGCAUCCAAGCAAUAUGUUAUGAUGAAAUCAUGCAGCAAAAUGAUGGGAAUACUGCCUUUGCUAGCAGGGGGGCAGGGCUUCUGGCUCUGCUGGAGGAGAUGUGGUUCUGGGUGUGCUUGAAGGAAGAGGAGCUGUCAUGCCAAAGCCCUGCUGAAGAUGAUCUUCAUAUUCUACUCCAGCAACAAGGCUAUUGCUUGGCUCUAGAGAGGGUGCUAGGCAGUGGGAGUCAGAAUUUGGACUCCACUCUUGAGCAGGUGUGCUUGGCCCUGGCUCCGCAUCCUGCAGAGGAUCUGAGGGAGGUCAGCAUUGAAGCAGCAGCAGCAUGCACUCUGCAGAAGAGUGAUUGUGGGCGCUUGGCUGGAACUGUACAGGAUGAUGCCGUGGACGUCCAGCAGUGCUGGAAAUGUCUCCAUAGUCACGCAGGCAGCUGGCAGCAACAGAGACAUUUUGAGAGAACAGAGGUCCACCCCAAUGUAACAGCCAUGAAUGUCAGUUUGGUUCCCCCUCCUGACAUUCGUCUGGGUCCUGUGUCGUCAUCGCUACCUCAUAGCCCCAAAACACUAAUGGACCUUUCAGAGAGGAUAGAGAUGGAUCAGCACAGAUGGCACCUAGAUGCUCAGGGUGAUAACACACUACUGUCUCAAGACUUCUUGUCAGUCUCAGUUUGGUCUCCAUGGCAGAGGGCAGUGCUCCAUAACGGUGUUCCUUACUACAUCAACCAUGAGUGGCAGACCACAUCAUGGAAUCAUCCAAAAAUGACUCAGCUAUUUAAGUCAAUGGCUGAGCUGGGAGAUGUACGUUUUUCUGCCUACCGCACAGCUAUGAAGAGCCGACGAGUGCAGAGAGUGUUGGCCUUGGACCUUCUAGAGUUGUCCAUGGCCCAGGGUGCCUUUGAUCAACAUCAGCUAAUUCAUAAUGCUCAUCUUCUGGAGGUUCCAGCUGUCAUAGCCUGUCUAUUAACAAUCUACACUGGACUUCAUCAGGUGUAUCCAGAACGGAUCAAUGUCCCUCUUUGUGUUGAUCUAUGUCUUAAUUGGCUUCUAAAUGUCUAUGACAGUGGUAGAAAUGGGAAAGUUCAAGUCCUAUCCAUGAAGAUUGGGCUGCUUUCUCUUUCAAAGGGACACCUUGAUGACAAGUACAAAUACUUGUUCAGCCAGGUGGCCUGCUCAGGGGGUGGUUGUGACCCGCAGCAGCUGACCCUACUGCUGCACACCACCAUGCAGAUCCCCCGCCAGCUGGGUGAGGCAGCCGCCUUUGGGGGCAGCAACGUGGAGCCCAGUGUUUGGAGCUGUUUUCAGCAUGUGGGUAGUAUGGAGACAAUUGAGCUGGACCAGUUUGUGGAGUGGAUGCAUCUGGAGCCCCAGUCCAUGGUGUGGUUACCAGUGCUGCACCGAGUGGCUGCAGCCGAGACUGCCAGGCACCAGGCCAAGUGCAACAUCUGUAAAGGGUUCCCCAUAGUGGGCUUUAGGUAUCGCAGUCUAAAGCAUUUUAACUAUGAUGUAUGCCAGAGGUGUUUUUUCUCUGGACGAAACACCAAGGGUCACAAGCUAAACUAUCCCAUGGUGGAGUAUUGCAGCCCUACAACCUCUGGGGAGAAUGUGCGUGACUUCACCAAAGUGCUGAAAAACAAAUUUCGGUCAAAGAAGUACUUCACCAAACACCCACGUCUUGGAUACCUACCUGUACACACCAUUAUGGAGGGUGAUCCAGACACGUGAGUAUUAAUGAUAUAAUUGUACUGUUUGUGAACUGAUGCUUUUCUCUUACUUCAUGAUAUGUAUCACAUAUUUGCUGACCAAUACUUCUA
Molecule: messenger RNA, 2211 nt
Organism: Electrophorus electricus (electric eel)
Lineage: Eukaryota; Metazoa; Chordata; Actinopteri; Gymnotiformes; Gymnotidae
Product: utrophin-like
Biological process (GO): synaptic signaling
Cellular component (GO): plasma membrane
Molecular function (GO): zinc ion binding; protein binding
Source: RefSeq, a predicted model, not a curated record